Lactuca virosa is the source of this 563-nucleotide messenger RNA. NCBI's taxonomy places the organism in Eukaryota, Viridiplantae, Streptophyta, Magnoliopsida, Asterales, Asteraceae. The record is from the annotation of a GenBank genome assembly.
UAUUUCUGUUUGAACUAAAAAUCAUUUCCAUAAAUUUUGUAAUCUUAUCAAAACAUAAAUCGGGUCCUGUUUAUUCGGAAAGCCGACCCACACCAGUUACGGGUUGGCGGGAACUUUUACCGCCUCUUAUGGCAUUAGGGCUCCAAAAGUAUCAGUCCAAUUCAAAGAAUUUUCAAUCUGCGCUUCUGCAUCACCGAUCGUCUCCCCGAAAAUCUUCUCUGAUCGACUCAGCUCACGGCAACAGUGUUUGUAGGAGAUGGAUACAUCGAACCCAGCUGUCCUUGUCAAUGGUGAUCUGCUUCGCAGCUAUAUCGACAGAUGAAAAGCAAAUUUCUGUAAAGGGCCACCCUCCAUCUGAUCUUAGUACUUUUGUUGAAGUAAUUGGUGUUGCUGAUAGUGCACAAUCUAUUCGUGCAGAGAUAGUGACCAACUUUGGUGAUACUUUCGAUACAAAUAACUUCAACCAACUUUGCCAACUUGCUAAUGGAGAGUUUAGGCACUUGUUUAUCUGAAGAGGACAAAAUGGAGUCUUGUCUACUUUGAUGAAUUUAAAUGAACUUGGC